Messenger RNA from Naegleria gruberi, 1680 nucleotides. RefSeq lists its product as uncharacterized. Lineage: Eukaryota; Heterolobosea; Eutetramitea; Acrasida; Naegleriidae. The coding region runs from base 1 to 1680 and encodes 559 amino acids. The record is from RefSeq and is a predicted model, not a curated record. The transcript has 4 exons.
AUGCACACCACAGCUGUUUUCGUUCUCUUUCUAAUCCUCUCGGUAAUUGUUUCGUUUAACACGCAAGGAGUUUCUUCACUCGUUACUCCAAAGCAAUCCUAUUUCUUGUGGCCAAACACUACCACAGGUGAUGCAACAGUCUUUUUCAAGGAUGGCAGUUCGAAACCAAUUGUCACUUUAUGGGUAGGUUACGCUGCCUAUGAUGAUAUUGCAGGAGUAAAAACAAGUAUUGCCAACAUUAUCUCUUCAGGUUCCAUUCCAUACAUCCAAUCUUACAGUUUUGGUGAUAAUGGACUUCGUGGGAAUUACAAUCUCUCCGUUGAAUUUGAUAAACAAGUUGCCAUUGCCCUUGGAUCAAAUUUUGCCUUUGUCAACUUGGAAACUGAAUGGGAUGUCGAAGAAGUUUUGACACUUUUCCAAACAGCUGAAGGAACUCAAUGUUUGAAAGAUAGAGUCAACAUGUUCAGAACCUAUGCUCCUAAUACUAUCGUUGUGAGCUCUCCUGGAUUAUGGAAGUCAACCAGUAGUUAUACUUUCUUUUCUUCAAUUGAUGCUACGUUGAAUGCUCGUGCCAUUUUGACACAUAUUGUCAAUAUUGGAAACACAACAUGUUCUUUGAAAUAUGAUGGUAGUUAUUGGACAAGUGGAGCAAAUUCAUUGAGUGAUGCUCUUGUUUUAUUGGACGAUACCAUUACUUCUGAUUUGCAAAAGAUGAAUGAUGCUUGGGGAACAGUUUCACCAAUGGAAUGGAUUAUUGCUGACUCUGGAGUGACUUCAUGUGGUUGGGGAGAAAGUGGACAAGCAACAAUUUUGAAUAUUCUUGUGAAGAAUCUUGAUUGUUUAUAUAAAGGAGGUUUCAGAGGAUUCAUCCUACGUAACUCUGGUCCAUCCCUCUCUGAACGUGCCAUGGGUAUCAAUAACGAAGGCAUGUUCACUUACACAACUUCACCUUCCUCAGUUACUGUCUUGAACACUGGAUUGACAAGAGCAAGGCAAUUAUUUGUCAAUAAUCAAACACCUAAUUGUGUCCAAGCUGAUACUGUCUAUACUGUUACCAUUAAUUCAAAUUCUAAUGCUUAUUGGGCUCAGAUUAGUGUCCUUCCAUAUUCAACCAUUCAAAAUGUUACCUUUACAUGUUCUGGAAUUAGUUCAUUGUUGGCUACCUCCGCAUGGUCUAGUUCUGUCUUUGUAAAGAGUUUGUCUCCAGGGUGUCCAUUGGAUUCUUCCAUAACUGUUACUAUAAACGGAAAUGCCAAAGUGUCAAUGAAUUUUACAGUGGGAACAAGCGCCACUUCUGCAUCAUCCUCAUCAAAUGGAGGAAGUAGUUCUGGAAAUAACACAAAUACCAAUAAUGGAACUGUCAUUAAUCCAAGCAAUGGAAAUAACACCAACACCAAUAAUGGAACUAGCUCAAAUAAUGGAACAGUCAUUACUCCUACCACUUCCACUGUAAAACCUACCACCUCAACAGUCGUACCAAAGACUUCAUCAACCAAUAGUGGAAGUUCCUCAUCCAACUCAACCACAAAUCCAACAAGCUCAGGAAAUUCCAAUAGAAAUGGAACUGUAAUAAGCUCUGCCAAUUCAUUCAAGAGUUCCACUAGUGCUCUAUUCACUCUCUGUCUACUCUCUUUCCUAUUCUUGUUAGACUUUUCAAAGUUGAUAUGUGUUAACAAUUAA